This is a messenger RNA of Lactuca saligna, 1419 nucleotides long. The record is from the annotation of a GenBank genome assembly. Lineage: Eukaryota; Viridiplantae; Streptophyta; Magnoliopsida; Asterales; Asteraceae.
AUGUACAAUUCAUCCAUAGAGAACAAACCAUCAUCCACACAAAAACCAUCCUUGACUCAACCCUGCAAAGUAGCUUUGACAUCCACUCUAAAAACGGGCACUACUAGAAAACAGCCCUUUAAUGACGCGCAAACAAUAACACUCUCUGAUAGAGGUCGUGCAUUUGUGCAUGCCCUAAAAAAUAAUUCUCUAGUCGAAGACACCGACGAAGCCUCCUCCUCCGGCCGGUUCCGUCUCCCCCUUCUUUCACGUUGUUUACAGAAUCGACAGAAAGCUAGGCCACCGUCAUCACCGCUCCGGAAGAAAUCCAGCCAUGAAAGGGAUAAUCUUGCAGAUUCAAUCACUCCAAAUCUGAGCCUGAAAACUCUCUCCCACGAAUUAAGGGUAGUUGAACCCUAUGAGGAGUGUGGGGGCCCAAAACAACGUUGUGUGUAUAUCUCCUAUCUUGAUUCUGUAAAGUACUUUAGACAUGAGAGAAAGAGUGUGAGUGGUGAAUCACUUAGGACCUUUGUUUAUCUUGAAAUAUUGAUUGGAUACCUCGAGUAUUGCAAGACAUGGGGUUUCGCCACCUGUUAUAUAUGGGCAUGUCCUCUUUUAAAAGGAGAAGAUUACAUUUUUUACUGCCAUCUAGAGACUCAGAGAACACCAAAGCAGGAUAAGCUACGACAGUGGUCCAAGUCAAUGCUAAAUAAAGUGUCGGAAGAUGCUGUUGUUAUGGACUACACAAAUUUAUACAAUCAGUUUUUUGUUGCUAGUGGAGAGGGGAAUACAAAGAUAACUGCAGCUCGUUUGCCCUUUUUUGAUAGUGAUUAUUGGUCAGGGGCAGCUGAAAAUAUAGUUAGGAAACUUGAAGUGGAAGAAACUAGUGAUGGUGGAUUGCAAAGCAAGCUGCCUAACAAGAGAAUCUUGAAAGCCAUGGGACACGAUAAACCUGAUGUUGCAGUCAAGGAUGUGUUAGUGAUGCAAAAGUUAAUCUUUUUGAAGGAGCAUCAACAUUCUCGCACUUCAUCAAAUAAUCAAGCUCGAUCUUCACAGAGUUAUGCUGACAUUAAAUCAUACAUUAUAACAACUCAACUUGAUCCUGGAGUCUACAAAAAUCAUGUUGAAGAUACAACAACAUCAAACUUGACUGGAUUUGAAUUUGUUGUUAUUGGCAAUUUUCAUCUUGCUGGAGGCAAAAUUACUGAAGAAAGUCUUUGGCACCAUUUAGGGCGAUUGGGGAUGUCACAGAUUGAUGAAAGGCACACUGAUUUUGGGAAUAUCAAACAGACAUUGGAAACAUUUCUUCAGGUACUAAAGGUGGUUCAAGUGGAUCCCCAAUCAGUCUUCAAAGUCAAACAGAGCAGUGAGGAGAUUCAAAACUUCCAAGACUUUAUAAAUGUUGUAUCUAAGCUUUGUAAAGGAGAUUUACACUCGUGA